UAAAUGCAGUUCCAUUUCAACAUAAUAAAAGAGCUACCAAAUUCAACACACCUUGUCAAAUUGAUCUAGACCCACUUACUGUGGUAAUGAAGCCUGACCCUCCUGUUGGAAACCAAUCUGACCUAAUUAAUGUAUCUGGAACUUUAACAGAAUUUAAUAUUACCGCAAACCAAACCUUGUAA
Messenger RNA from Dentiscutata erythropus, 182 nucleotides. Lineage: Eukaryota; Fungi; Glomeromycota; Glomeromycetes; Diversisporales; Gigasporaceae. The record is from the annotation of a GenBank genome assembly.